Messenger RNA from Drosophila innubila, 2032 nucleotides. RefSeq names its product myoneurin. Gene Ontology annotation, cellular component: nucleus. NCBI's taxonomy places the organism in Eukaryota, Metazoa, Arthropoda, Insecta, Diptera, Drosophilidae. The transcript has a single exon. The coding region runs from base 126 to 1856 and encodes 576 amino acids. The record is from RefSeq and is a predicted model, not a curated record. Gene Ontology annotation, molecular function: zinc ion binding.
AACAAAGCGCAACACGCACAAAAUAGACACACAAAAUAAAGCAUUGUAUGUGUGUGUGAGUGUAUGUGUGUGUGUUUGUGUGGGCGUUUUGUUUUCAGAAUCCAAAUAAUAAACAGUAAAAAGAAAUGCCGCGUAAUUUGGGCUCUGGAUCUCGCCUAGUGGAUCUAGGCGCCGUCUGCCUCAUAUGCCUGCGGGCAGAGCAGGGAUAUUGCUCGAUUUACGGCCAGGAUCUGGAGACACCACAUAUGCAAAUAGUGGACAAAAUCCGGAGCUGCAGUGCAUUGCAACUGGACAGGCCACUGCUCGCCCAAUUGCCGGACAAGAUCUGUCACGGCUGCCGCAACGAGCUGAGCAUCACGUACCGUUUCCAGCAGAAGUGUCUCGAGGCGCAGAAGGUGUUCCAAUCGGCGGCGACGGCAACACUCCUGCUGGACGUGGACAAGCUGCAGCUGGAGCAGCAACAGCAGCUCAAAUUGCCCGCCAGCCUAAGAAUCAAACGUCUCGAAACGGAGCCGGCCUCCAGCAGAUUAAAGUAUUACAACGACGAUGUUGGCGAUGGAGAUACGCUCACUUUGGUGAAGAAAGAGGAUGCGGUGACCACAAUUGUCCUACAGGAUCUGACAGGUGUUGCAUCUGAUAAUGAUGAUGACAAAAUGAUUGCUCUGGGUGUUGACUGGGGCACAGAUGCCAUAGAGUCGGAAUCGAGCAAUGUUCAGGACUUGGAGCAAAAUCUGGAGCAGGAGCUGGAUCUGGAGCAGAAGCUGGAGGAAGAGGAGGAGGAGGAGGAGGUUGAUGAGCAGUACAAACUGUCCGAUGAACAGCCGGAGGAGGUGCAGACAAUGCCGUGUGUCACAGUCACCAGCAGCAACAGCAGCAACAACAACAUCAGCAACACCAGCAGCAACAACAACAUCAUCAGCAACAACAACAACAGAAAUCGACGCUCCACAGAGCCCAAGAUCUGUGACAUCUGUGGCAACACGUACAAGUAUCAGCAUGCCCUCAACGCACACAUGCGACGCCACAACAACGAGCGACCCUAUCCCUGCGAGGUAUGCCAGAAGGCGUUCAUCUCCAACGUGGAGUUGCGACGUCACAUGCGCGUCCACACCGGACAGAAGCCGUACGGCUGUCGUUAUUGCGAGCGACGUUUCUCGGACUUUGGCAGCAGCAAGAAGCAUGAACGCAUCCAUACCGGAGAGCGACCCUAUGUAUGUGAGGUGUGCAACAAGGGAUUCGCCUAUGCCCAUGUGCUGUCCGUGCACCGGCGAACGCAUACGGGCAAAAAGCAAUUCCAGUGCACACAAUGUGACAAGGGAUUCACCAAGAAAUGUUAUCUGGCCACGCAUCUGGAGCAGCAUCGUAUUAACCAGCCCAACUUGAUGGAGCUGGCUGGGAGCACGGCUGGAACGCUUCAGAGAUUGCCGACGCGCAAGCAACAGCGACAACAGCAGCAGCAACAACAUCAACAGCAGCAACAUCAACAGCAGCAACAUCAUUUGCAAUAUGAUGACAACGACGACAUUGCAGAUGUGGAUGAUGAUGAUGAUUAUGAUGAUGACAGUGUCAGUGUUGGUGUCGGUGUCAGUGUUGGCAUUGGCAUCGCCUCCCUUAGCCAAGUGGGCGGGGAACAGGCCAACAAAGUAUUGGAGGAAUGCAUUGUGACCAAUGAUUUCAUGUUUAACGACGAGGAUGCCGACGAGACGGAGGAGCAUGAUCUGGACGAUUACCAUGAUACGGAGCUGGAUGAGAAUGAAUUUCAAAAUGUUCAGCAUGUUAAGGUGCCCUAUGGCCUCGUUGGUGAUCUGCUCGAUGCCGAUGAUCUGGUCAGCGAUACCAAAUACUUGAUGGAUUAAAUUCUACUACUACCCAACAACCACAACAACCCAACCCACCCGAACUCCCCUCUAGUACGUAAUCAUAAUCUAUGGGAAACAUGCAUGCUAAACAAUUUAGAAUAGUGCUCAACACCUGUGUAAAUAAAGCCGAGUUGGCAACGGUUACCAACAUAUUCAAUAACAAAAGUCUUAAA